AGAGUAGUCGCUGACGUCCGCCCUCCCUCCUCUUUCUCUUCUGGUGCUGCUGGCGAAGUUGUUCACGUGGGUGGGAGCCUGGCUGUUACCUGGAGCCGAGCCUCUUUCCCCCUGGUGUCUGCAAAAAGAGAAGCAGCCUCCGGCGGAGGAAGAUCCACGGAAAAGCGCCUCGAAGGUGGCUCGAGAGGUAUGACUUAUCUUUUAAGGAGAUGAAAUUUGUGCAUAUGAUUACUGCUUUGUGUGAUGGAUGUAGCACCUCCCAGUUACUGUUUUGUUGCAUUUCCACCAUCUACUAAAAAUGGCCAUGUAGUAGUUGGAAAAAAUUCUGCACGUCCCCGUGAUGAAGUUCAGGAGGUAGUUUAUUUUGCUGCUGCUACUUAUGAUCCAGGAAGUAAAGUUGAGUGCACAUACAUUGAAAUAGAUCAAGUACCUAAAACAAAUGCUGUUACACUGAGCAGACCUUCCUGGCUCUGGGGGGCUGAAAUGGGAGCCAAUGAACAUGGAGUCUUCAUUGCUAAUGAAGCUGUGUUAGCCAGAGAAGCAGCCUCUGAAACUGAAGCUCUCCUAGGAAUGGAUCUUGUGAGACUUGGGCUUGAAAGAGGUUCAACUGCUAAAGAAGCUUUGGAUGUCAUUGUCUCGCUGCUGGAAGAAUAUGGUCAAGGUGGAAAUUACUAUGAAGAUGGAAAUAUGUGCCAUACUUUCCUGUCUGCUUAUCUGAUAGUAGAUAGAAAAGAAGCCUGGGUGUUGGAUACUAUUGGAAAAUAUUGGGCAGCAGAGAAAAUUAUAGACGGAGUGAAGUGCAUUUGCAACUGUCUGUCCUUAACUACAAAAAUCGACGCAGAGCACCCUGAGCUUAGAAGUUAUGCAGAAAGUAAAGGAUGGUGGAGCACAGAUAAGGAGUUCAAUUUUGCUGAAAUAUUUUCCCGAGUUGACGAUUGUUCAAAUUGUUGUUUGGGGAAGGAGAUCUUAAAAAAGCAAGAAGGCAACAUCACUGUGGAAACAAUGAUUGACCUAUUACGUAACAAGGCUGAUGGCAUCUCUGUGGAUUCAGACUCUUUUCUUACAACAGCAAGCAUGGUGUCCAUCUUACCUCAGAAUCUGACUUCCCCAUGCAUUCAUUUUUUCACUGGCACACCAGAUCCAUCCAAGUCUAUAUUUAAACCUUUUAUCUUUGUGGAUGGUAUGAAAAUGGUACCUAAAAUUCAAUCACCCAUUUUUGGUAGUGAAGAUCCUGUGAAAAAAAUUCCUCGGUUUCAGGAGAAACCUGAUCGCAGACAUGAACUGUAUAAGGUACAACAGCAGGCCCGAUUAGUCUUAGAGAGUGAUGAGGAAAAAGGUCAGACAUUAAGAAGAAUAAUGUUAAGCCUCGAAAAACAGGGCUUGGAAGCAAUGGAAGGCAUUCUCUCUAGCUCUGAGAUUCUUGAUUCUUCAGAAAUAGAAGACCUUUUUUAUGACUGUGUAGAUACAGAAAUAAAAUUCUUCAAAUGAAUGCCCAUAGACACUGUUAGCCUUUGCACAAGAACAUAGAACUCUUCAAGCCUUGAAAGAUAAUCUCACCAUAUUGCCGAAUUUGGGAGGAAAUAUUCGACUUUCUAGAGAAACUUUCCUCAGUAGCUGUAUCCAGUUAACAUCCUUUUUCAUUAUGUGUUGUCCUGUGUAUAUUGCUAAAAGAGAAGAUUCACUGAUUGGUUCAGUUAGUAGAUGCAUGCUGGCCGGUGUAAAACUGGAAUUUUUGUUUUAUUUGAGUGACAAAACUUUAGAAAUGAAUAAUUUUAGAAAAGACUGUAGAAAUCUUAAUGUUGUUUUCAAAUUAAUCAGGAUCUUUUGAGAACUUCCCUUCAAAAUAUUGAUUUACUUUCAAAAGAAAGAUGGUCCACUUUAUAACUUCUAAAUGAUAUUUUUGAACAGAAUAUGUGGAAAUGUUUAAAAAAAAGGAAAUUCCAUUAAAAAGGGUAUAACUUUUAGCAAUGGAAUGCUUUCUCACUAAUGCUAGUUUAAAUGAGAAUGAAAACAAUUUACAUAAACCUUAGAGCAGUGUUUCUCAACCUUGGCAACUUGAAGAUGCCCGGACUUCAAUUCCCAGAAUUCCCCAGCCAG
This is a messenger RNA of Thamnophis elegans (Western terrestrial garter snake), 2097 nucleotides long. It is a transcript of the gene SCRN1, whose product is annotated as secernin 1. The transcript is spliced from 10 exons. The coding region runs from base 244 to 1488 and encodes 414 amino acids. Gene Ontology annotation, biological process: proteolysis. Lineage: Eukaryota; Metazoa; Chordata; Lepidosauria; Squamata; Natricidae. The record is from RefSeq and is a predicted model, not a curated record. Gene Ontology annotation, molecular function: cysteine-type exopeptidase activity; dipeptidase activity.